GAAAUCCAUAUAAUGAAAGCUUGCCUGUUACAUAGAAACGACUCUGUAAUAGCAAUUGCAGCAAGUGGCUGGAACAGUCAAAGCUUGUUUGCCACAUUGUUUCUGUAUGACUGGAAGACAGGGGACACAACCAGAUAUAACAUUCCGUUAUUGGAGCAGCAGUUUCAGUUACAAUCUCCUUCACAGAUUGAGCUGUGCUCAGUCACGGCAUCAGAGCUUGACAUUGCAGUCUCCUCAGAUACACAGUAUAUCAUUGGACAGGUGCUGUUUGAUAAUUCCUUGAAGUCUGUCAAGUCUCUGACAGUGUCUGAGGUUCAGCGUGGCAAGUUGCUUAGUUUUGUCAGAGUCAGUGGUCAAGUAUCAGCAAAUGUAAGCCUCACUGCCGACCAGGAAAUAGCAAUUUGGAACAUGAAGCUCGGCUCUGCUGUGAAAAAAAUAAACAUUCAGUCACCUUUACCCUGCUUGACCAGACUUGUGAAAGCUGCAUCACAUAAGGGCAUUCUUCUACUGGACACAGUUUGGAGGGUGGAUGAUGGUGAUUGUGGCGGUCUAAUUGCUGUAAACACUUUGACUGGCUACAUUAGGAAAAUGGUGACAUUUUCAGUCCCAAACAACAGCUGGAGAAGAAUUGAAAGUGCUCAGAGUGAGGCAUCCUAUGUGACAGCAGUCAGUGACAAGGGUUCUCUGUCUAUAUGGAACAGACAGAGUGGAGCACUUCUUGGCUACACUAAAUCCAAGACCACAACAUGUGCUUCUGUAGUCACUGAGGCCAAGUACUUAAUUGUGGGGGACAUACAUGGAUGUCUGCAUAUCUAUAGUACAUGA
This is a messenger RNA of Candidula unifasciata, 825 nucleotides long. NCBI's taxonomy places the organism in Eukaryota, Metazoa, Mollusca, Gastropoda, Stylommatophora, Geomitridae. The record is from the annotation of a GenBank genome assembly.